CCUCACUCCAUUUUUCAUUUUCUUCACUCCAUUUUCUUCGUCCACAAAAGCUUCAGGAAUUGAAAUGGCAAAUGAUCAAGACCCUUUCACUGGUGCUUCUUCAUCCUCACAGAAGCUGCCUGACGACAUGUACCUGGUGGGCUUCGUGACGGCCAACAUUUUGUGCCUCAGACGCUAUGCCGGCGGUGUCAUCAGCGGAGAAAUGGUGAACCUUGUCCGUCAACCCGUCAACGCUAUCCAAGUGUUCAACCUUCUCAACGAAGAGGUCGGCCACAUCGAGUCCUCCGCUGCCCGAGUCUUAUGUCCUCUCAUGGACUGUGGGAUAAUCAUGAUCCAAGGUGUUAUUCCAAAGAUGUAUUGGGAAGGAUACACCUAUGAGGUCCCAUGCCAAAUUCACAUCUUUACCACCAUAUCUGCAUCCAUAACUGUCAAAUCCAUGAUUCAAACUGCUGGGUUGCACUUCAUUUCUGCAAAUGACCCUUCUAUGGCUUUAUCAGAGUUACCCAUUGUGAAAGAACAUGUGGAUGCAG
Cuscuta epithymum is the source of this 530-nucleotide messenger RNA. NCBI's taxonomy places the organism in Eukaryota, Viridiplantae, Streptophyta, Magnoliopsida, Solanales, Convolvulaceae. The record is from the annotation of a GenBank genome assembly.